AUGGCAACGACGAAGAAGUCCACAGUACGGAGCCACGGCGCAAAAGCAGCCCUAACGUCGCCCAGCGAUACCUUGGAAAGUAAUCAAACCAAAUUACGAGCAGACCACGGACUGAGUCGGUUUCGAAAGAGCAACAAGGCAUUUCAACUUCAUACCUGCAUCACUCCUCAUUCCUUGACUCCUGACAGCUUAAAAAAGGAGGCCGUCAUCCUUUCUUCAUCCCGCUUGUACCAAGACCGUGUAAUCAACGAGAGACACAACAUCAUCAGCCCCGAAAUGGAAGACGUUGCUACCGCAAAAUACCUAAACGAAAAGGAUAUAUUUGACUUAGGUUAUGACACAUCUUCCAAGACAGUCGAGAGUCAGGUGUUUCAGAUGUGUCGAGAUGAUUGUAAAAUCCCCCCUUUACGAAUGAGCGGAGGCAGCAGUACGGGUUCUAACUCAGGCAACGCCGUUGUCAAUGGCAGAAGCGUUUGGAGCAGCGGUGGAGUAGUUGGAAGUGGCGGGGGAGGAUGCGGUAGUAAUAACGGUGGAGGAAACAGUAACGGAGGCGGAGUAGGAAGUGGGGGAUGCAGUAAUAGUGGCGGCGGAGGGGGUAGUAAUAGUAGUGGUGGCAGCAAUGGGAGUACUGUUGGCGGUGACGGUGCUGUUAACGGCGGCGGAGGAGGCGGUAAUGGUGGUGGUGGUGGCGGCGGUGAACCGUGCAGUUCGUAUUCGGACAAUGAGAAGCAGUUGAUUGAGGAGAUUACUCGGAUCAAAAGGGAACAUGAGAACGUUCUCCGGACUUACGAGGACCGGAUCAGCCGGAUGACGGCCAAGAUGCACGAGCUCCGAAACAUCGCAGAGAUGCUGGAGAACUCUAGCAAUAAAUCCCUGCCUUACGGCGUCAUUCAAGGCAAGAGCGGACAGACGUCACACAAUGGUCAGUCCAACCACCACCCCCACCAGCUGCAGCAACAGCACCAUCACCACCUAAAUCAUCAUAAUCAUAAUAAUCAACACCAUCAACAUCAACAAAAUGGAAAUUCGUCAGUCACGUGCCAUGCACCAGGUCAUUGCACUGAUCCAGAGACCAAAUCUUCAACCCAAAAUACUGACAAAACCGUGCCGCCUCCACUUCCUCCCAGAAAUGAUCGGGGUACGGCGAAAGUAUACCCGAAUAAACCUUUAAUUUAUAAUAAAGUAAAAUUGACACAGGUACCAUGGACGAGGAUUAUCACUAACCCUGACGAUGAAAAUAUGAAGGGUACGAUAUGGAAUACUCUCGGCGAAACAGAUAUCGACACACAAGAAAUUGAUCGAUUCUUUGAAGAAUAUCCCACAAAAUCGACUGUUUUUAUCCAAAGCCUAUACGACGACGUAUCGCUGCGAUGUGGAACACUGAAACCACAGCCAAUCAGCAUUAUUGAUUCGACCAAGUGUCAACAGAUGGCGCAACAAAUGAAACAAGUCAGGUGCACUUUUAGCGAUGUGGUGCACGCUUUACUAACUUUAUCAAUAGAAACUCUUCGGUUUGCCAAUGCAGAGAGUUUAUCAGAGUUGUUCCAAUUGAUGUCGUCUGGUAAUGAUAUUGAAAUCAUUACUCAACAGGACAGACGCAUUUCUAAUGUCCAAAUGGAUUGUCCUGAGUACUUCUUGUACGAACUGUCAGGGAUGGAAAUGCUGCGUGAAAGGUUGGACUUUCUUCGCUUCAAAUUGCGUUUUCUUACCGAUUUGUUUGAGACUGAUCAAAGGCUACGAGCUGUGAACGCGGCAUGCGAUGAGUUAUAUAACAGUCUCCCUUUGAAAAAUCUCUUAGAGGUUGUGGUGUGCGUUGGUAACUACAUGAACGGUGGAACACCUUUGGGCCAAGCUGAUGGCUUCCACUUGGACAUUCUUCCAAAACUGAAAGAUAUUUUAGCCAAAAACAACAAAUCAAAUUUUCUGGAGUAUGUCUUAACCACUUACUGCCAGAAAUUCGAGAAUGAACCAGGCUUACAAACUAACAGAACUUUUCGACUUCCUAACGCCAUAGUUGUGCGUUAUGCUUCCCAAAUUUCUUUCGAUGAGAUGCAGAAGAAUCUCCAGGGCUGGAAGAAUGAACUAAUUAACACACGGAACAAAAUCCAUUCCAAUUUGGCCAUCAGUACGAGUAGACAGGUCGAGGGCUUUCGAAAUGCAGUCGACUAUUUCCUCAGUGCAGGUAUGGAGACAAUGGAGGAACAAAAAAAAUUCUUGUACGAUACAAAAGAUUAUUGUAUAAAACUUCUUUCAUAUUUCUCCUUUGAGAUGAACGGCCAGGGAUCGAUCCAGCAGUUCUUUUUAAUGUGGUCCCAGUUUCUCCAUGAAUGCAAGCACUAUUGGAAAAUCUCUCACCAACGCUUGGCAGAGGAGCGUUUUCGUAAAGGGUUGAACCAGAAAAUCAAAAUGAUGAAUAUUAACAACAUGGAUAAAUUUACCAUUCCUUCUAGCUGUCCAGACCUUCCCCCAAGAAUUCGAAAGCCAAAAUCCUCAACCGAAAAACAUCCACCGCCUCCCAUCAACAUAACACACAAAAAAUGGGAAGACGUGAGUAGUGAAAACCUGCGCCUGCACCAAUUGGGAACGGCGUCCCACAAUCAUCAGAACGGAUGUAGUAAUAAUGAUACGAGCAAUCAGUUCCACCAUCAGCACCUGUCCUCGAGCACGCUGCCCACGUCAAGUCAGUCGAACACCAACAGUCAGCAUAGUCAGCAUAGCCAGCAUAUCAAAGCCUACAAGAGCAGAGAGGAUCUGCACGAUUUCCACGCUCAGCCUUCACCCAAGCCUCUCACCUCCCGACCGCCGACUACAUCGGACAUUCACAAACCAAAGCCGCUCAAUCCUGUGCCGACCAGUCACGAAGGCAGUCCACUGCUCGGACUUUGCCACAAGCCACCGAUGACCAACAACGUUGCAUCCCACAACUAUAUGAAUCAGAGCCCGCUUGCUGUUCGACCGACCAGCUCUCCGGUAGUCGCAAACUCGGGGACGACCACCAACCCUAUGGAAGUCGCCGAGGUCGCGCCUAAACGGCCACCACCACCUCAUCUCCAUCAUCACCAAGCGAACACUCUGACAUCACGUGAGACCACCGGUGUUGCUGUCCCAUCAACCGCAACAACACCGAUGGUACACAGUGUCAGCAAUAGCAACAGCAGCCACCAUCACCAUCACUCUUCUUCGACGGGCACAAGCGUCAGUAGUAGUGGCGGGACCAACAAAAACGGUACUAACAACAACGGUACAACAAUGAACGGUCACCUUGAGUCAACAGUGCAGAAAAAAUCUACACACCAACUUUUCAAGUCUUGGUUAAAACGGGAGCAAACGAAGACAAACAGCGGCGAGCAAAGUACUUUAAGCUGUAAAUUAUCGUCUAAUGAUAAGUCGAAGGUGACCGCUUUCAAGCCGGUCGGUCACGGCGCAGAAGAGCCAGUAAGGGCACCAAAGAUUUAUACCAGAGCGAAGACAUCGCUAUCAGAUAAUCGAGAUGGUCACCACAGUUCUCACGAUCUAACUUCAUCGGGAAAUAGUUCCAAAAGCGGCUCGACUUCCAGUGGCCAAGAACUCGGUAAUUCCAACGCGAAACAAUGUCAGUCUCAUUCUAACUCUUCCACUAAUAGACACGGAUCGAAGGACCAACUAUACUCGCCUCGCUACGAACAGAGUCCAGUGUCAAACAGCGAAAAGCUAACAACACUGACAAGCGAGAAAAAACCUGCGAACGGAGAAGAGAACUCACAGCACCAGACAUCGAGAAACCACUACCAGCAUUUCAGUGGGCCUUCGUCUCCACAGAAGAGUGCCUCAGAUUCUGGUCCCUGGAACAACGGACAUUUGCCUCUCACUUCCACGUUAACCUCAUCGGCAUCCUCUCACAGAAACUACCAAAAUGACGUAGAGCUUAUUACAAGCUCCUCGACAACUCCGAAAUCUUACACAUCAAAUAACCAACUGGGGCAGCAGUACCAUAAUAUCAACGGUAGCAAUUCGAACAAUAAACCAAGGGACCGCGCGCCUAUAGCUUUGGGUGGCAAUGUAGGCAUCUCAGAUAUUCACCGGUCAGAACUCCUGGCGAAGAACGGGGUCACCGAUUCGGUCGGCUGUGAUCGAACUGUCGAGAAAGUUUCCAGUCACCCUGUACCCACUGGUCAUAGUCAUUCGAAGAGUAACAGCGCAACGGUUUCCAGUAUGGGGAGUUACGCCCAUGAGAUUCAAACUAAGAGUCGAAAAUAUUUCACGACAAAUGCAGCCCAACAAUCGACUACAAAUAACAUGAGUGGUGUUCUUGGAUGCAGAAGCCAGAGUAGUCAUAUUCUCAAGAAUCUGUCCGGAAUUUCGUCAGAUCCCCGCGGGGGCGGAACGCAAGGAAGUUCUCUUGGCAGCAGUGGUAACACUAACGGUAACAGCGGCCAACACCGAAGUUCCAGCGCUUACAGCUACUCCCAGAAAAUGGCCCGAGAAGAGGCAGCGGCGGCUGCUUCCACAAGAACAGGCCACCACACUGAAGGGCGCUCUUCAAAGCUAGUCGCAGCCAAUGGCGACAGGCUACCAACGAGUGCUCCAUCAAUCAGUUCCCUGAUUGAACGCUUCGAGAAAGUUCAGUAUGUAGGUGAUUCGUCAGUCAAGAACACGUCGUCAAAAACGAAUGGAGCUAACAACUGUAAUGUGAAACAUAUGGCAUUGGCCUCUACCCCAGUUUCCUCUCGAAAAAGACUUUUCGGUGAAGUAGGCGGUACCACUUCGACGUCAACAACUCAUGCAGGUACAAAUAAAUCAAAAAGUAACGUUGAGGAUGCAGACAGCUCUGAAGACGAAUACGCCGUUCAACUUGACCGGUCUGUAAGUCCCCACCAAAAUCUCAACUCAGAAGAUUCAAACAGGAGGCAGAGAUAUCAGACGAUGGAUCUUGCCAAUAGAAGAAAACCUGUUCAAAAUGAAUACUCACCUGUUAAUGACGAGAAUGCAAACUCACUCCUUCCUGCCUCUUACGACACGGAUAAUUUCGAUCCAACCAAUGACUAUACACAUCAACUGAGGGAGUCGUCCAAAUCCAGUAAUAUUUUAUCAGAAAGAUAUCCCAAUAUACAACAAGCACCUGAACGACCACCUCCCUUGGUGACAUCAUCAACUGCUAUGGCAUUAGCCAAUCAAAAAGGACAAAAUAAAAGAGUCAUCCGAGCGCAUGAAAAUAUGGCUUACAUGGCUGUCUGA
Messenger RNA from Acanthosepion pharaonis, 5214 nucleotides. Lineage: Eukaryota; Metazoa; Mollusca; Cephalopoda; Sepiida; Sepiidae. The record is from the annotation of a GenBank genome assembly.